AUGGCCUGGAUCUGGAUGGUCCCCGUCCCCGUGGCGGGAGCCGUGCUCCUGUGGGCGAACUCUCUGGGGCGGAUCCUCUCCUACCCCGCGCCGUCCUGUGUGCCCCCGAGCCUGCAGUUCAUGCCCCCUCUCCGCGACGACAGGAGGAGCCGGAACGUGCUGCUGGUCGUCGCCCACCCCGACGACGAGUCCAUGUUCUUUGCUCCAACCAUUCUUUUCCUCAAGUCAAAAGGUCACAAUAUUCACAUUCUGUGCAUGUCUCGAGCCAAUGAAGUAAAAAUAGUAUCCCACACAUCUCAAGCGCUAUGGAAGCUUUUAGCAAUUCCACAUGAACAAGUUAAAGUCUUGGACCACCCGAAAUUGCAGGAUGGAUUUCAUGAGAAAUGGGGCCAUGGGCUAGUAGCAGAACUUACUAUGGAGGAUGUCCAACUAUGGGCCAUUGACACGAUUGUGACAUUUGAUUCAUGUGGAGUAUCAGGGCACCCAAACCACAAAGAUCUUCAUCACGGCAUAUGCAAGUUUCUCCAUGCAAACAGGCAAGGAAACGUUGAAGCUUGGGAACUAGCAAGCCUGAAUAUUCUUCGCAAGUACAGUGGUCCGGUUGACAUAUGGCUUUCUUCGUUGAUAUCCUUCUCAAGGUCAAAGCAAUCAAUCUAUACUCUAGUUAACAGUAGACCGUCCAAAAGCUAUGAGGCAAUGGCUGCACACAGAAGUCAGUGGGUUUGGUUUAGAAGAUUGUAUGUCAUCUUCUCGAGCUAUAUGUAUGUAAAUGUGCUACAGAAAAUUUAA
This is a messenger RNA of Miscanthus lutarioriparius, 789 nucleotides long. NCBI's taxonomy places the organism in Eukaryota, Viridiplantae, Streptophyta, Magnoliopsida, Poales, Poaceae. The record is from the annotation of a GenBank genome assembly.